CUGUCUCUUAAUUUCAGUGAAGUUCAGGUUCCUGUUUCUACCUGCUGACUUCACGUUUAAAUUCAUUCCAACUUAGAUUUAUAAAGUUUUUUUGGCUGUGGGACUCAAACAGCUUCUGGUGAAAUGUUGGCAGUUGUUCUCUGGUGAGCAGGCUGUGAUUGAAGUUUGAGCUUCACUGUGCAGCCGGUCGCUGCUGCAGCAGCUGUGACUCCAGAGGGUUAAACUGUCGUGACGGAGGCGGCACACACAGUGGCGUGAGUCCAGAGCGUCUUGAGUUACGUUGAGAAACUGAAGCUGCUGGCUCUGGUUACCUGUCAGGUACCUGUGGACGUGACGACAGCAGCAGAUGACGGGACAAGGUCCACAGGUUUUUAUCAGUUCAGUGGAAAUGUAAUGUGGACUGACGGGGCGGGAUCCAGGACAGAGGUGAAACAGGUGAGACACAAAAGCAAAGCGUGAGACAGAGCGGAUUAUACAAACAGCAGCAGGAUUAAAACUGAUGAGCUCUGUUCAGCUCGGAGGACAAAUAUUUGGAUGAGAACACAGAGUCCUGGUCCUGUAGGCUCAAUUCAAUCUCUCAAACUUUGAGGAUGUAAACUCCUCACCUGGACCGACCCGGACGCCACCUGUUUGGAUUCAAUGAAGCACCUCAAACAACAUUCAGUCUGAGUAGUUUCAGCGUCCGAGCUGGACCUGCGGGACAGGGGUCAUGUACGUCCUGUGCACCCUGGCGGUCCUGACCCUCCACAGCCUCAUCAAGAGCUGGAACAACAAGGCCGUGGAGCCUGGCGGGAGCUCGGAGGCCGCGCGGCGGAAAGGUCGUCCUGGGGAUGGAGACGGAGGCGUCCCUGAAGUCUGUGGAGCGUCCAGGCCUCGGGUUGGGGAGCACGGAGGACCGAGGAGCUGCAGAGCUGAAGGGAAGAGGAGGCGAGGAGGAGGAGGCGUGCGUAACGUCCCCGACAGCAGGAAGCGGGUUCAGCCGGUCCAGCGGUCCAGCACUCUGCUCAGCCCGGCGGUCAUGUUCAGCACAAGAAAGACCUGGGACCUCAGCCACACCCCCUGCCUGCAGGAGCUCUGGAAAAAAGACGUCUCAUUGGACGAUCUGUCAGGUGAUCAGCGAGGUCAGCAGCACCAAUCAGGAGCUGCUUCGUAAAUACAAGCGAGAGAUGAACCUAAGGAAGAAAUGUCACAACGAGCUGGUCCGACUCAAAGGUAACAUCCGUGUUUUCUGCCGUGUCCGGCCCGUCAGUCAGGAGGAGCAGGACUCCGCCGACGCCAGAACCAUGCUGAGCUUCGACUCAGAGGACGACGCCGUCCUCUACCUCUCCAACAAGGGCAAGAUCAUGACCUUUGAACUGGACAAAGUCUUCGCCCCUCAGGCCACGCAGGAAGAGGUGUUCCAGGAGGUCCAGUCUCUGGUCACUUCCUGUAUCGACGGCUUUAAUGUCUGCAUCUUCGCCUACGGACAGACCGGAUCGGGGAAAACGUACACAAUGGAGGGCGUGGUGGACGACCCUGGCAUCAACCAGCGAGCUCUCCGCCUGCUGUUCUCCGAGGUUACGGAGAAAGCUCCGGACUGGGACUACAAGAUCACCGUCAGCAUGGUGGAGAUCUACAACGAGACGCUGCGGAACCUGCUGGGGGAGAAUCCCACCGACAAGCUGGACAUCAAGAUGAACCCUGACGGCAGCGGACAGCUCUACGUCCCCGGACUGACCGAGUUCACCGUCCAGAGCCCUGAGGACAUCAACAGGGUGUUUGAGUUGGGUCACAUGAACAGAGCGACAGCCUGCACCAACCUCAACGAACACAGCUCUCGCUCACACGCUCUGCUCAUCAUCACCGUGUCUGGAUUCAACUCUGCUACCGGGAACCGCACACAGGGUAAGCUGAACCUGGUGGACCUGGCGGGCUCGGAGAGGAUCGCCAAGUCGGGGGCGGAGGGUAGUCGGCUCAGAGAAGCUCAGUGCAUCAACAAAUCUCUGUCGGCGCUCGGAGACGUCAUCAAUGCGCUACGGAGCAAACACUCCCAUAUCCCUUUCCGAAACUCCCGCCUCACCUACCUGCUGCAGGACUCCCUGAAUGGGGACAGCAAGACCCUCAUGAUGGUUCAGGUGUCUCCGCUGCCGACCAACAUGAGCGAGUCUGUCUGCUCGCUGAAGUUUGCUCAGCGCGUCCGCAGCGUCGAGCUGAGCUCCUCGUCCUCCAGGAGACACGAAAACUCGUCCACCUCGUCCUCACCGACGCACGACAGCGUUGAGCUGGACUCCCCCCCGGUGACUCCCGUCCCUCUCCCAAUCUCUCGGGCCAGCAGCGCCGGCUCCACCCUCUCCUCCGCCUCCAGAACUCCCAGCAGCUCCCGCAGGAGGUCCCAGUCCCAGCUGUCCACAGACAGACAGGUAGACAGAGGCAGCCCAUUGGUGGGGGACGGUGGGCAGGACGACUGAAGCUGACGGCCUGAGAGACGCAGAGGAGCGUGGGGUGUCUGCCAACGCCCUUCCUCCUGCCCUCCUCCUCCUCAGCCACUGCAGGAGCAAAGACUGAUGGGAACUUUAGCGGGCAGAUUACUCUGAACAGACUCUUAACUCUUGGCCAAAUGUUUGGAUUUCUGCGUCUUCUCGGCGUGAUGACGGACGUUUAAAAACCACUGAAGCUCCUCCCACCUGGACUGAGAACCUCCCAGAUUAACCAGUAUACGCUUUCCAAUCACAGUAUUUCUUGUUUCUUUAUAAAGUUGCACUUUAACUUCUAGAUUAUUUUCUAACCCACGAUCCCAGAUGUGGCUGAUUAUAAUAUAUGCAUAAUAUGGUUCUAUAUUUAUGUUUGCUUUAAUCUUGUUUUUCUUUGUUUAGAUUUAUAUUUAAAUUUUUUUUGAAGCCACGUGAACAUUUAAUCUUAAAAUUCUGACAUGAAAAUGAAGAUUUUCUGACUUCAAUCUCAUGAAGAUGAAUCUCAUGUUGAAUCCUCCUGGAGGUCGUCUUUGUGUCCUCCUUCAUCCAAUCAGGGUACUCCACUGAUACCGAGCUGUCCAAUAAGACGCGAGCAAUACGAGGAAGUCUUCUCCCGUGUACACAAUUGUUGUUUUUCCGUUCCUGUGGAUGUUCUUCAAUCUUCAAUUUCCUCGACUGUUUCUCCCCCGGUGUGCUUCUGCUGUCGUCAGGGGAACCUGCAGGUGACCUUUGACCUCGGGCGGAGCACACCUGUAGCUGUGUGCGCAGGUGGAGCGAGUAGUUAGCUGUAGUCGUAGUGACAGGAAUGCUUAGAAACGAUGAGCUGCUGUGUGUCUGCUUGCUUUGUGUCCACUGUAGAGUUCUACAGUUUGUUUUUUUUUGUAUUCCCUUUUUAAUAAACACUCCAAAACAAA
Molecule: messenger RNA, 3364 nt
Organism: Morone saxatilis (striped sea-bass)
Lineage: Eukaryota; Metazoa; Chordata; Actinopteri; Moronidae
Gene: kifc3
Product: kinesin family member C3
Biological process (GO): microtubule-based movement
Molecular function (GO): ATP binding; microtubule motor activity; microtubule binding
Source: RefSeq, a predicted model, not a curated record